Messenger RNA from Solea senegalensis (Senegalese sole), 860 nucleotides. Its product is annotated as gastrula zinc finger protein XlCGF67.1-like. Bases 87 to 860 code for a protein of 257 amino acids. Gene Ontology annotation, biological process: regulation of transcription by RNA polymerase II. The record is from RefSeq and is a predicted model, not a curated record. Gene Ontology annotation, molecular function: RNA polymerase II cis-regulatory region sequence-specific DNA binding; DNA-binding transcription factor activity, RNA polymerase II-specific. The transcript is spliced from 3 exons. NCBI's taxonomy places the organism in Eukaryota, Metazoa, Chordata, Actinopteri, Pleuronectiformes, Soleidae.
CUCAAGUUGUUGCCCAAAAACUUGAGAGAAGAGGGGAACAAAUUAGACAAACACGAAAAAGUGCAUUUUUUUGUCAGAGAGCAGCGAUGGAUGCAGGCGUCCAGAUGCCAUCUUCACCAGAGAAAACCGCACCGCCGAAAAAACAGAGACAUCGGAUAAGACGUCGUCACCCUUGUCCAAAAUGUGACCGGGAUUUUAUCUGCAAGUCCCGGCUGGCGGACCAUGUGGCCGCACACAUGGGAGAAAAACCCCACAGCUGCCCCGUGUGUGCCAAGUGCUUCACGAAGAAGGUCAACUUGGCAGCACAUCUCCGCGUUCACACCGGCGAGAAGCCGUUCUCCUGUCCAGACUGCGGGGUUAGCUACGCCCAGCGCAGCUGCCUACGGCGUCACCGGCUGAGUCACGCCACAGAGAAGCCCCACAGCUGCUCCGUGUGUGGGCGGGGAUUCAUCCAGCGGCGUUAUCUCGUACAACACGAGCGGAUACACACGGGAGAGAGGCCGUUCUCCUGCCCGCUCUGCCCCAAGCGCUUUGCCUCCAAGUCGGGUCUGACCGAGCACCAGUUCAUACACGGAGAGCAGAAGGAGUUCACGUGUGCUCUCUGUGAGAAGGUCUUCACCACGCGCUCGUCCUUCAGAGACCAUGUGAGGAUCCACACGGGGCUGAAGCCACACACCUGUUCGCUGUGUGGCAAGAGCUUCAACCGACCGGGUCUGCUGAAGAAACACCUGCAGAAACACGAGGAGGACGAGGAGACCAUCACGGCUGUCGCUGUGAGCAUCGUGAGUCACACUCCUAACACUCUCCUGACGUCCGACACAGGAAUCAAAGUCAGUGUCAGACAGAGUCUGAAGUAUUGA